UAGCAGAACCGUUUGCUCACGUGAAAUCGUGACGAUGUAAAAUAAUUUCGUGUGCGCGAUAUUUACCUAAUGUCUGCGUGCGUUGCUGUUAAAACAACUAUAAAGAGCCAGACGUAACGAGAGGGAGCGUACUCGGAGCGACGCUGCUGGUGAGUCCUACUUAGUGAGAGCGUCAUGGGGACCCUCUUUCUGCUAUUGGCAACUCUGUUGGUAAAUGCAUCGAAAGCCACAGAAGUAAUAACCAUAGACAAGUCCGACGGCGGCUACGAGAAUAUUCUCGUUGCGAUCCACAGUUCUGUCAAGCCAAACGAUUACCUGGUGGGCAACAUAAAGACACUGUUCCAGUCCGCAUCGGAUUUCCUACACCGAGCCACUGGAGGACGAGUGUACUUCAAGAAAGUCACCAUUGCAGUUCCAGGGACGUGGCCCAAGAGGGCUGACGUGAUGCGGAUAUCUUCCGAUGAGUUCCCAUCUUCACACGUACGCGUGGAAGUCUCUCCUAACGGAAACGACUCCUAUACACAUCAAACCCGAGGUUGUGGAGAGCCGGGUGAAUACAUUCGUCUCACGCCCGAGUUCAUCAUCGGAUUGAACACUUCGACGACAGACACUUACGGAAAUCCAGCCUAUCAGCUGAUCCACGAGUGGGCCCACUUUCGCUACGGAGUAUUUGAUGAGUACGCAGCCCCGGGAGACACGACUUACCCGACAUUCUAUUGCGAUGAUGGACAGAUCCGCAUCAACACGUGCUCUCGGGACAUUAAGUUCUUUCCCGCUACAGCCAGUGGGGACAAGUGCAAGCUUUAUGACGACUGUAAAGUGUCCGACGACUGUAUUCCCUAUCUUGACCCUUCUCAAGCACUCUCCGCCCAAUCAUCUAUAAUGUUUAUGCCACCCAUGGAGAACAUCGGUCACUUUUGCGAAGCUAAAGGACCCAGGCGGCAUAAUCCCACAGCUCCCAAUAAACAGAAUGCCAUCUGCAAAGGAAAGUCGGCGUGGGAGGUGAUCAGCAGCAACGACGAUUUCGUUUUAUUGGCGCCUCCAGACCUCUUGAAAUCAACAACAGUUACCUUCAGAGAAAUCCAACAAGCUCCCCAGUGCUCCGGAAGAUACGUACUUGUGUUGGACGUUUCUGGAAGUAUGGCAGGCGAUAGCAUGAAAAUACUCAAGCAGGCGACUACGGCUGUGCUGACAAAUCUAUUCCCCGACGACAUCGACGUUGGCAUCGUCUCCUUCAGCACACAGGCGACAAUCAGGAAGUCAAUCACAAAACUGGAUUCGGGCAGUCGGCAAGAUUUCGCCGAAGUUAUUCAAGAUCUAUGGGCUGAAGGUGGUACAGCCAUUGGCACUGGCCUCAUCACCGGGUUGACAGCGCUUAAGGCUGGAGUUGAUACUGCGGAAGGAGGCACUAUAAUUUUGAUGACAGACGGAGAAGAAAAUACCGGUCCAACUAUGCACGAUGUCUUGCCGAAGCUUAUCCAAGAAAAAGUAAAAGUGUCUGCGCUUGCAUUUGGGAAUGAUGCGGAUGCGAAGCUGGAAGAGAUCAUUCAGGCAACUGGAGGGCAAAUGUACUCGCUCCUUGAUGAUGUCAAGCAUAAACAAAAUCACGGUGACAUCAAUUUAGAAAUAGACUCUGCUAUGUUCACUUCGGCCGUUGGAGGUUUUGAAGGUUGUGCGUUGCGAAUGACGGUUGCCGAAGUAUCUGUGAAUGUCACGACCAAAGAAACUUUGGCGUUCACCAUAGACAGCGACCUUGGUGAUGACACCGUCGUUACAAUUCUUAGUUCGUCGCCGCAGAGUCUCAACAUCACUCUCUUGAACCCAAGGGGUGAAGUGUUCACUUCGGGAGCACGAGAGGUCACUGAUACAGCUGUGGUCAUCAAGAUUCCGUCACCUGCAACGAUGGGAACAUGGAAGGUGCUAGCGGGAAACCUUGGUGGGGGAAUGAUUGACUUCAACAUGCGUAUCUCAUCCAAGACGAAGGACCCAGCAGAUGAACCAAUCCGUGCCAUUGCCUACGUGAAUCGUGCCUCCGUCGAGACACCCGAAGACGCCAGGAUUUAUGCCGAAGUAACGAAAGGAAAGUACGUAGUUAUUUGCGCCAGGGUGGUGGCAACUGUGAAAAGGCCUGGCGGUGGACGCGCAGUGGACGUCGAACUGCAGGACAAUGGAGUAGGAGCUGACGUGACAGCUUACGAUGGGGUAUACUCAGCGUACUUCACAGAGUUUAGCGGUAAAGGGCGCUACGCCGUCGUUAUUCGAGUGUAUGACAACGGCUCGGCUGAGCUAGCUAAUGGUCGGUUCUCAUCUCGAGGAAUUCCAUUGUACCCCCGACCUAAAGGAAAUAUUGUGGGGAGUAUGAAAGAAGCAUUUACUACAACUGCGUUUGAGAGCGUGACCAAGAUGUCUCCUCACACCGCAACUGUACAACACAUCGUGAAGCGUUCGGAACAGUUCCAGCGAGUCGCCAACGCGGGCUCGUUUCAGACGAAAGCAGACUUCCAGCAGAAGGAAAUUCCACCCGGCACCAUCACAGAUUUAAAGGCAUCUGUCCUGAAAAGGACACGUGGAAAGCCACUCAACACCACGUUGUCUUGGACAUGCCCAGGUGCUCACAUGGAUUCUGGACGCGCUUCUCACAUCGAUAUUCGCUACAGUUUGGACCUCAACAACCUACUCAGGGACUUCCAAUCUGCAGAAGCCAUCACGGAACGGGAUAUCCUCACUGGAGGGUUGUCACUCCUCCCUCCUGGCGGCAUGCAGAAGGUCACACUUACAUUACCAGUAAAAGCAGUUGGAGCUCUGGCCAAAUCCAAGAACAGUCCCCUCUACUUUGCAGCUCGUGUGUGGAACCACGAGAAUAUAGCAUCCGAAAUCUCCAAUGUUGCGACUGCUUCUCGUCCUCCUCGAUGUUGCGUAGUAAUCAUUUUCGGCUUUUGUGUCCCCUGUCCCCUGAAAAAGUGACAGCUGAUUGUACCUAUCGAACUCCUGAACUGGAGUUGUGGAUGAUGCUACGCCACCUUUUGGACUCGCCUCCCGAAGGGUUUCAUUUGGUGACGUAGAACGCGGCAAUGUUUAUGCUGUUAUUUCGCUUCUGAGGAAAUUUGUAAACAUUGGAUUCCUCUGCUUUUUUUAAAUGCUCAAAGUGUAACCCAGGAUGUGUCAGUUCAAUUUUACAGGUAUCCGAUGAAAGAGGUCGGUGAGCGCCUCUAAACAAAGAUGUGCCCUGAAAAUUGUGAGAUCGGAUCCAGACCGACUUGUGUCAAUUCAUUUUUGUCCCUUUGUUUUAUAGUGUUCAGUGAAUGACAGGUUUACAUAAUGAUGCGCUGUUCCUGACAACGAGGAGAGUAAUUAACAUCACUAAACACGCCGGAGGGCUGAGUUUUGUGAUGUUAAAAUCAAUAGUUCUAAGAUUUAGCUCUGCCAAGUAUCUAAGGCAUCUCGUUGCUGAUGCUGGUAUGACUAACUCUGAAAUGCUUUGUCGCCCUAAAACGGCAGUGUCAUAAUGUGAUGUCAACUACAUCGUAGGAACCACACCAAAUAAUAAAUUUGUGUUAUGCUAACCCUCACCGUGAAGUAUUUGUCAAGUAAGGUUAACUCAUAGUUAGCAUUCAAAGGGCGUUCGAACUCAGUUCAAAUGUCAAUGCUGGUGAGGGACUGUGAACUAAAGUUCACUAAAGUUCCCUGGACAAAUUUCAGAUGGCCAAUGGUAAUAUUUCGGUUACAUUUUCCAGCAACUACACUGUUAACACUGAACUUCACCACAAAACACGGCCAUCAUUGAGAAUGAUAGCAUUCGAAAUGAGAUGGGUCUGACUGUUUCGGACACAUGAUGCAAAAUGUAAGCCGCCCAAAGUUGGCGGAUCCGUCCCACUUUCUACAAAUCAGAAUACAAAUCGAUAUCAUUCUGAAUGACGGUUGCUUUCGAGCGGUGUUAUGUGGUGCAGUAUUCUGUGCUAACAGUGUACACGAUGGAGGCAAAAUAUAACAUGGAAGCAUGCAGAGUUGGAAAUGAGAUUUCUCCCAGAAAUGAGUUCCCUACAGCCUCGCUUUGUGCGUAUCUACCAAUAAUAUAUAAUUUUUUUACCCAUACAGCCUAUGCAUAUUGUUUCCAUGUAGUUCACUGCAUAAUAAGCUCAAGAACAGCAGUCAUCCAGAAUGUCUUCAUACACCACUUUGAUUUGUUUGAACCAUAUGAAAUAUACGCCUUAAAAAAAAUCUAUUUGGACAUGUGGUAACUGAUAGAAAAGGGCGUAGACCUCCGAUUUUUCAGAAAUCGGGAAAUUGACUUAUAUCAUUCGAAUGACAGUUGGUUCUGCUAACGAGAACUCGUAGCAUGGUAAGAUGUGUCUAUCAAAUCUCCGUGAAUGUUAGACGAGUCUGUUGUUAUUCCAGUCACAAAUAAACUGAUCUACGCAUCUGGCGCUUCA
Ornithodoros turicata is the source of this 4430-nucleotide messenger RNA. RefSeq names its product calcium-activated chloride channel regulator 1-like. NCBI's taxonomy places the organism in Eukaryota, Metazoa, Arthropoda, Arachnida, Ixodida, Argasidae. The transcript has 14 exons. The record is from RefSeq and is a predicted model, not a curated record. The coding region runs from base 175 to 2964 and encodes 929 amino acids.